Molecule: messenger RNA, 3109 nt
Organism: Pan troglodytes (chimpanzee)
Lineage: Eukaryota; Metazoa; Chordata; Mammalia; Primates; Hominidae
Gene: SURF4
Product: surfeit 4
Exons: 6
Coding region: 254-1063 (269 amino acids)
Biological process (GO): Golgi organization
Cellular component (GO): endoplasmic reticulum; endoplasmic reticulum-Golgi intermediate compartment; membrane
Source: RefSeq, a predicted model, not a curated record
GCGGCGGGCGUGGCUUCGAGCGGAUGGGUCGGGAGGCUGGGGAUGGCGCGUGGCCCCUUUAAGACGCGCCAGGGCGGGCCCGGGCGGCGCGCGGCCCCUUUAAGGCUUGGCCUACGUGGCAGCCGCUGGAGCCGCAGCCGACGCGGAGCGAGGCCGGCCGCCGGGCACUUCCUGUGGAGGCCGCAGCGGGUGCGGGCGCCGACGGGCGAGAGCCAGCGAGCGAGCGAGCCGAGCCGAGCCUCCCGCCGUCGCCAUGGGCCAGAACGACCUGAUGGGCACGGCCGAGGACUUCGCCGACCAGUUCCUCCGUGUCACAAAGCAGUACCUGCCCCACGUGGCGCGCCUCUGUCUGAUCAGCACCUUCCUGGAGGACGGCAUCCGUAUGUGGUUCCAGUGGAGCGAGCAGCGCGACUACAUCGACACCACCUGGAACUGCGGCUACCUGCUGGCCUCGUCCUUCGUCUUCCUCAACUUGCUGGGACAGCUGACUGGCUGCGUCCUGGUGUUGAGCAGGAACUUCGUGCAGUACGCCUGCUUCGGGCUCUUUGGAAUCAUAGCUCUGCAGACGAUUGCCUACAGCAUUUUAUGGGACUUGAAGUUUUUGAUGAGGAACCUGGCCCUGGGAGGAGGCCUGUUGCUGCUCCUAGCAGAAUCCCGUUCUGAAGGGAAGAGCAUGUUUGCGGGCGUCCCCACCAUGCGUGAGAGCUCCCCCAAACAGUACAUGCAGCUCGGAGGCAGGGUCUUGCUGGUUCUGAUGUUCAUGACCCUCCUUCACUUUGACGCCAGCUUCUUUUCUAUUGUCCAGAACAUCGUGGGCACAGCUCUGAUGAUUUUAGUGGCCAUUGGUUUUAAAACCAAGCUGGCUGCUUUGACUCUUGUUGUGUGGCUCUUUGCCAUCAACGUAUAUUUCAACGCCUUCUGGACCAUUCCAGUCUACAAGCCCAUGCAUGACUUCCUGAAAUACGACUUCUUCCAGACCAUGUCGGUGAUCGGGGGCUUGCUCCUGGUGGUGGCCCUGGGCCCUGGGGGUGUCUCCAUGGAUGAGAAGAAGAAGGAGUGGUAACAGUCACAGAUCCCUACCUGCCUGGCUAAGACCCGUGGCCGUCAAGGACUGGUUCGGGGUGGAUUCAACAAAACUGCCAGCUUUUAUGUAUCCUCUUCCCUUCCCCUCCCUUGGUAAAGGCACAGAUGUUUUGAGAACUUUAUUUGCAGAGACACCUGAGAAUCGAUGGCUCAGUCUGCUCUGGAGCCACAGUCUGGCGUCUGACCCUUCAGUGCAGGCCAGCCUGGCAGCUGGAAGCCUCCCCCACGCCGAGGCUUUGGAGUGAACAGCCCGCUUGGCUGUGGCAUCUCAGUCCUAUUUGAGUUUUUUUGUGGGGGUACAGGAGGGGGCCUUCAAGCUGUACUGUGAGCAGACGCAUUGGUAUUAUCAUUCAAAGCAGUCUCCCUCUUAUUUUUAAGUUUACAUUUUUAGCGGAAACUACUAAAUUAUUUUGGGUGGUUCAGCCAAACCUCAAAACAGUUAAUCUCCCUGGUUUAAAAUCACACCAGUGGCUUUGAUGUUGUUUCUGCCCCGCAUUGUAUUUUAUAGGAAUAGUGAAAACAUUUAGGGACACCCAAAGAAUGAUGCAGUAUUAAAGGGGUGGUGGAAGCUGCUGUUUAUGAUAAAAGUCAUCGGUCAGAAAAUCAGCUUGGAUUGGUGCCAAGUGUUUUAUUGGGUAACACCCUGGGAGUUUUAGUAGCUUGAGGCAAGGCGGAGGGGCAAGAAGUCCUUGGGGAAGCUGCUGGUCUGGGUGCUGCUGGCCUCCAAGCUGGCAGUGGGGAGGGCUAGUGAGACCGCACAGGGGUAGCCCCAGCAGCAGCACCCUGCAAGCCAGCCCGGCCAGCUGCUCCUCGGACCAGCUUGCGGAGCCGUAGCCGCUGUGGGCAGGGGGUGUGGCAGGAGCUCCCAGCACUGGAGACCCACGGACUCAACCCAGUUACCUCACAUGGGGCCUUUUCUGAGCAAGGUCUCGAAAGCGCAGGCCACCCUGGCUGAGCAGCACCGCCCUUUCCCAGCUGCACUCGCCCUGUGGACAGCCCCGACACACCACUUUCCUGAGGCUGUCGCUCACUCAGAUUGUCCAUUUGCUAUGCCAAAUGCAGCCAAAAUUCCUUUUUACAAUUUGUGAUGCCUUACCGAUUUGAUCUUAAUCCUGUAUUUAAAGUUUUCUAACACUGCCUUAUACUGUGUUUCUCUUUUUGGGGGGACUUAACUGCUUGUUGCUCCCUGUCGUCUGCACCAUAGUAAAUGCCACAAGGGUGGUGGAACACCUCUCUGGCCCCUAGACCUAUCUGGGGACAGGCUGGCUCAGCCUGUCUCCAGGGCUGCUGCGGACCAGCCCCGAGCCUGCCUCCCUCUUGGCCUCUCGUCCGUUGGCUCUGCAGGGCAGGGGUGAGGCAGGUUUCUGCUCAUAAGUGCUUUUGGAAGUCACCUACCCUGAGGAGGGGGCACCUUUUUAACACAGCCGAGCUAGUCCCAACGCGUUUGCAAAUCUUCCCCUGGUGGCCUACUUCCUUACCCCUGAAUAUUGGUAAGAUCGAGCAAUGGCAUCAGGACAUGGGUUCUCUUCUCCUGUGAUCAUUCAAGUGCUCACUGCAUGAAGACUGGCUUGUCUCAGUGUUUCAACCUCACCAGGGCUGUCUCUUGGUCCACACCUCGCUCCCUGUUAGUGCCGUAUGACAGCCCCCAUCAAAUGACCUUGGCCAAGUCACGGUUUCUCUGUGGUCAAGGUUGGUUGGCUGAUGGGUGGAAAGUAGGGUGGACCAAAGGAGGCCACGUGAGCAGUCAGCACCAGUUCUGCACCAGCAGCGCCUCCGUCCUAGUGGGUGUUCCUGUUUCUCCUGGCCCUGGGUGGGCUAGGGCCUGAUUCGGGAAGAUGCCUUUGCAGGGAGGAGAGGAUAAGUGGGAUCUACCAAUUGAUUUUGGCAAAACAAUUUCUAAGAUUUUUUUGCUUUAUGUGGGAAACAGAUCUAAGUCUCAUUUUAUGCUGUAUUUUAUAUCUUAGUUGUGUUUGAAAACGUUUUGAUUUUUGGAAACACAUCAAAAUAAAUAAUGGCAUUUGUUGUA